AUGACCACUCUGCUCGAAGUAUUUCUAGAACGUCAUAAUUCUGUCCGCUUUGUGCGACUACAGUGGCAAGAUGUAUCUGGAGUCUUACGCGCGCGCGUUGUUCCUGUGAAGCAGGCGAGACGAUUGGCAAGCGGUAGAGCAACGAUGCAACUAGCACCACGUUCGCUUGAGUCGGCAGUGGAAAAUAGCGUGCUAACCGCUCCUACAAAUUAUUUAGGCAGUGAUAGAGGUUGUCCAGACUGGACUACACUACGGACGAGGACAAUGUUGGAUCCGCUCUAUGCCAGCGUCAUGUGCGGCAUUUCAAGAGAUCAGGGACCAGAGUCCAGGAGGAACGAUGUUUGCGCUCGUCGCUCUCUCGAAAACGUCUUGUCAGAAGCAUCCCAGCGAUUCCAGUUGGAGUUUCUUAUUGGUUUUGAAGUCGAAUUUGAGAUAUGGAGGCCCAACGCGAAUGGCAAGCUUGUCUUGCACAGCACCGGCUUGGGUGGGUCGGCGUGCUCUGGUCUCCGGCACGCCUGGUACGAUUACGUUGAGGAAGCCAUGCUGAUACUCUUGGAAGCAGGAGUCGGCUUAGAAGGGAUGCAUACCGAAGGUCAACAAGGGCAGUUUGAGUUCAACCUCGAACCAAAACCGCCCAUGGAGGCUGUGGAUGAGCUAGUCUUUGUUCACGAUACGCUCAAGAGAGUGUUUGCUCACCAUGGGUUGGUAGCCACAAUGUUUCCGCGUCCCGCAGCACAUCGAACGCAAUCUAUUGGACAGCACGUUCACUUAUCUAUCACGGAUCGCCCAGAAUUGGAGCAGUCUUUCCUCGCUGGAAUUCUACGUCACCUCCCUAGUUUGGUCGCUUUCUCUUUACCGUAUGAUUUGUCUUAUGAAAGGCUCCGACCUGGGCAAGGUGGCAGCGACAUCGUCGCCUGGGGAACGCAAGAUCGUCGGGUCUCUGUAAGGAAAGUGAAAACAGGCCAUUGGGAGCUGCGUUGUGUUGAUGCGACAGCCAACAUGUACCUUGUGCUGGCUGCAGUACUGAGCGCGGGCUUGUGGGGAUGCAUGAAUGGUGAAUUGCUGCACCAUCAGGAUACAUCGUCUUUGAGCGAGGAGCAGAUUACCGACAGCGGUGCUCCGUGUAUCCCCAGUACGUUCGAAGCCGCGCUGGAUCAGCUUGAGCGAGACUAUGAAUCUGAGGGUGGGGUGCGGGAGACGUUGAUGGAGAGCCAAGUCAUCUGUCACUACCUGAAAAUGAAGAGAUACGAGCGGUUUCAGUUGGCUCAGAUGGGAGAAGAUGGAGGAAGGAGCCUGCUUACUGAGGUGUUCUAA
Beauveria bassiana ARSEF 2860 is the source of this 1314-nucleotide messenger RNA. Its product is annotated as fluG protein. The record is from RefSeq and is a predicted model, not a curated record. Lineage: Eukaryota; Fungi; Ascomycota; Sordariomycetes; Hypocreales; Cordycipitaceae. The transcript has a single exon. Gene Ontology annotation, molecular function: glutamine synthetase activity. The coding region runs from base 1 to 1314 and encodes 437 amino acids.